AUGCAAAAGUGUCUCAAGGAUAUUGUCAUUGUCCUGCUGCUGAACUGUUUGCCUAUCUUCAGCACUGAAGUUCAGACACUGAAGCCGAAGCUCUUGCGUAUAAUUCCUUUGUUGACUGAGGAGGAUAAUCAUUUUGACAGUGGAUAUGUUGCCGGGCCGACGGAGAUUUCCUACAUUGUGGCAUUGGAGUUUAGCAAUCAAAGAUCCAGCUGGUUCUGCGCGGGAUCUAUCAUAGCGCAUCGUUGGAUUCUUACAGUUGCCUCCUGUACGAAUCCUGCCAGCAGGGUGAAGAUUAACUUUGGAGCUUCCGAUCGUCAACAGUCAAGCUACCAUGUUCUUGUCUCCAGCAAAUCCUUCUUCGCACAUCCGGACUUCAACAGGUUUUAUCAGCAUGACAUCGCCCUGAUCCAUAUGCCGUACAUAGUCUACUCGAAAAACGUAAAAUUUGUGGCCCUCCCCAGUUCGCGAUCAUUGUUUACUGGUGAAUGGGCCUUAUCGGCCGGUUGGGGGCAGCAUAAAGGCACUCAGAAGCAGAUGAGUAAGUUGCACGUGGUGCAGAUUCAAGUUUUGGCCAAUUCAAACUGCAGUAAAUUGGGAUAUGGCAAGAGAUUCCGUUCAGGCAUGCUCUGUGCCCUACUGCCCAACAUGGAGACGAGCUGCCGGCUCGACUCGGGCAGUCCCAUAGUACUCCAGGCAUCGGACACUCUUAUCGGCAUCGCCUCAUUUGGCAAUCAGAUCGGAUGCAAGUCCCACACUCCGCUGGGAUACACGAGACUCACGGCGUACAUGGAUUGGAUGGCCACCGUGAUGUCGGAGAACGGAUAGGAAAACGAAUUAUCAAAUAAAGUAAAUAAUGCGGACAGA
This is a messenger RNA of Drosophila innubila, 864 nucleotides long. Its product is annotated as serine protease 1-like. The transcript has a single exon. Gene Ontology annotation, molecular function: serine-type endopeptidase activity. Bases 1 to 825 code for a protein of 274 amino acids. Gene Ontology annotation, biological process: proteolysis. The record is from RefSeq and is a predicted model, not a curated record. NCBI's taxonomy places the organism in Eukaryota, Metazoa, Arthropoda, Insecta, Diptera, Drosophilidae.